UUACCCACCGUCUUGGAUACUCCAGUUUCACCGUUGAGAAACAUCAACAUAGUAACCCGGGAAAGGCGAUCACAGACGCGGGUAGCGGCAUUUCUUUCUUGGAAUCUCACAGCUGACCUGGAUAUUUGGUUGCUCGGACCAUCGCCGAGACGACAACAAUGGGUGCAUGUCGCUAGAAAAAGUUGCUAGCUUAGUUGGCACAACUGCGAGCUAACAUUGGUUUGCUAACGUUAGCUGGCUAACGCUAACGUUAGCAAACAGACAGCUGAACGAAACUGAAGUCUGAGAAGUUAGGGUCGUCUUAUCAUGAGGACGUGAGCAUGAAUGUGGACAUCUAGACACCUCGGAUCAUUUCACUUAAGGUGACUGGGAGAGAUGAGGAGCAGCAGGAGGACUGAGGUGUCUGCUCAGCAGCUUACCGAUCACAAUAUUGGCACAGAGCUAAGAACUGCAUGGAAAAGUUUGGCUCAGUCCAAAGCUGCUUUGCGGCAUAUAGAAAACCGUCUAGAGGCAGUUCCAGGGACAGGGGUUCUCCUGGACUCAGUGAUGGACCCCCCCAAGGAUAAGGUGUCCAGGACUGUGCGCUGCAGAGAUUGGCAACAAGCUGAUGACAAUCAAGGGUCUUCGAAGCGCAAAGGGUAUAGUCAGCAGAGUCCAGAAAAGAGCAGCUCACGCAGCCCACUGAGAAAUACUACCCAGGAUAGCAAUAUCUGCAGGAAUAGUGUGGAGUUCAGGGAACCACUGGCUUCGUACAGAGAGGCCACCCCUCCACCACAUCCAUCCUCUCAGCUGGAGUCCUACAGCCUGCACUCAGUGCCAGGGUCUUCAUACCCAUCCUCAGAUCCUCUGCUAAGCCAGCUGGUGUACCAGAGGGACACCAGGGACAAGCAGACGGACAGGGACCUGGACAGCACACACUCCUCUGCUCUGGGGAGCACCGAGGUCCGCUACCUCAAUGACCAGCCGGCCCUGGACACCCUGAGGACUAUUGGAAACCAGUCACAUCUCACAGGAACCCCUGCAAGGGAGGGAGCUGAGGAGGGAAGCACUCCCAAAGCACAACUUGACAUGGAUGGCAGAGAGUCAAGCCCAUGUCUAGCUCCAGCCCUAGGCCCCACACGCCGAGGGGAGAGCACUCCCUCCACUAGCCCUGGCUCAGCUUCCCAGCGCUUGGAGAACCUAAGGCGUCACCAGCCUGAUGAUAAACUGGAGAAGCUCAAAGAGCGAAUUCGAAGGCAGAGACAACAUCUGGAGGAGGCUGCAGAGAGAGAGAAGCUGCUUGGUUUUCUGGAACAGCCCAUUAUGACAGCUGUGGAGAGUAACAACACUGGUACCAGCAACAUGCCCACAGCCAAAAUACGGAAAGUAGCAGCUGCGCCACCUGCACCUAUUUACAAAGGUUUCAACAGUACUGAGACAAAGAUCCGGACACCUGACGGGAAAGUGUGGAAGGAGGAGGAGUUUCAUAACCUCAGCAGAGAAAUAUACAGAGACCUGUCACGGCAGUUUGCUGAGAGCACCAGAUCCAGACAUCAGCAGCAGAGGGAACAGAGGGCAGACAGGUCCAAAGAGAGGAGACCUCCCAAACCAGUCAGGAAAGUCCACAGAGCUGCCCCUGUGUCUGACCUAAAUGCAAAACCAGUGAUAAGCCCUGCAUCGUGGCGGGACGGCCAGAAGCUGGUAAAGAUGGUACUGGGUCCAGGUCCCAGGCUGCCCAGGGAGGAGCAGACAUCCCAUCCAGCUGACGGACUGAGCAGAACAGCUUCCCAUCACCGCUCCAGUUCCGAUCCACGCUCAGAUUCAAAGCGACGAUCUCGCCCUAACAGCACAGAGAGGCCUUGCGGUGGUUUUCAGGGGCAAUCUAAAAACCGCUCCACAACAACACCUGCCCUCUUGUCUGCAGCUCAGGACAAGGUGCCAGUGGGUGCAAGCACAGACCUGUUGUCAGCAGACAUUCAGGGGAUACUUGAUGACCUCCAACUGGAGUGUAAAGUAGCCGAGAGGGAGGAGAGGGCCCGGCAAAGGUCCCGGGGUGGGAGCAAUGGUAGGAGAGGGAGAGGGGGAUCUGGGUCACGAACAAGGACUCCAGUGUCUGCUUGGGGACCCACUGUGGCAACAGGUAGCUCCUCAAGAGGAUGCCGCAGUGCCAGCCCCACUGCACGCAAACCAGAAGAUGCCAAUAUGGCCGGCACGGGGCACAAAAAGCGACACUAUGAUGCGGAUACUGUUCGGCAGUACAUUGCCCGGCAACAGGAGGAGAGAAAGAAGCGUCAGGCAGAGGAGAAGAGGGCACUGAGGGAGGAGACAGAGAGGAGAAACCAGAGACUGCAAGAGCUCUACAAGAAGCAAAGAGACGUUGCUAAAACAGUGGUCCUUCCCAGCGAGGCACCUGUGGCCCCUGUACAAAGGCGACUACAGGAGACCUACAACAAACUGCUGCUGGAGGAGGCGCGGCUGGGAGAGGAGGCCACACAGACGUACCCUGCUGCUCCUUCUAGUCAAACGAGACCGAUGUACCAGCCCUCUGGAGAGUCAGAUAAAGAGAACAAAAGACUAGAUGCACCACAGAGUCCCUCCAGCAGUGAUAGGUCUUUAAACGAUCAGCCACCUCCUCCAUUAUCCAGGAAUGAUCUGGAUGUUGGAGUUGCCUCUUUGCUUCAGCCUGACCGUCUGAGCCCUGCUGUUCGGCCUGCAACCGGUCCCAGUGGCAGUAUGCUAGCUCCUUUUAGUGACCAUCUUCUCUCUCAGCUUCUCAGGCUGGAGACAGCAGCGGCUGGCGGCGACCUCAAGCACACCCAUCAGCCAGCCACAGCGCCCUCUAGCAGGUCGCACUCCAAGAUGUCUCGCAUCGAGGCCCUGAAGGCCACGGCUGCAUCACUGUCCAAUCGUAUAGAGAGUGAGGCGCGGAAGCUUGCAGGGGAAGGGAUCAACUACGGUACAGCAACUUCAAUGGACAUGGACACUAUUGUGGCUCCUCAGCCGACUCUGGCUAAUCUUGAUGGUGGAUGCUGGACAGAAACAGCUGCCACGGAAAAUAAUGAUGUGUCAUUAAGGAUCCAGAGGAUUUUGACUAGCACAAGUCAUAGUUCAUAUAAUAGCACAGCUCUUCCAGGAGUAGGCAAUCUGCAUGCCUUCAGGGGACAGAAAGAGAGGAAGGGUACACACACCAGUUUUACCAAUCCACAAAUUUCUGGUGACGUAACAGGGCCUAUUCUCAAUAGUUACACACCAGAGAGGAAGAAACUAGUCAAUGGCUUGGAGAAGGUUGAAAGAAUGGAUAAAGUGGCACAGAGGAGAAGCUAUGACCCGGAGGAGAAUCGGACAGAUCUCCAUGACUCAAGUGGUGGUUCCAUCAGUGAGGGUCCCUUACUGAGUGAGGGGAGUUUUUCAGAGGAUGAGAUAAGCCCUCCUCACCCCUCCAGCAAUCGUGUGUCUAGACCAGCAGAUCGUCUGGAGGCAGUGGACUACUGUGCCGCUCAAAGAAGGGACUACCAGCGGCUGACUGAGUUCCAGAGAGAGGCAGCAAGGUGCUCGGCCCUCAGCUCCCCAUUUGCUCAGCAGGACAGCAGUAAAGCAGCCUGGGAAGAGCUGAACAAAGGAAGCCCUUUAAGCGUAAUCAACAUUUUCACCAAGAACCUUCAUGGCCAUGUUAAAGCGAGUGAGAGGAACUCUCCCUCUUCCCAUUCCUUGCACUCUGGAAAUGGCCUCGGAGACGCAGGAGCCUAUGAAGAUGACUUUGUGUCAUCACAUAGCAGCAGAGCUACUGGUCAUUUAAAGAGAGGUUCCAAUUCACCCAGCGUGAACAGUCACUUUGAGGAGCUGAUGAGGAGGUCUCCCUAUGAGAAAAGUACAGGGGGAUUCAAUUCCCACCAUUCAUCCUUUCACUCAUCUAUACACUCACCACAUCUUUCCUCUGGUUCAGCAUCUUGCUCCUCACCCCUCUCUAAGCACUCUGCCAGAAAAAGAGGCACAGCAUCAGACCAGAGUGAUGCCACCCUGGUGGAAGAGCAGAGGAGCUCCUGCUCACCUGCCUCAGAGGCAUUGUCCUCUGACUCCAGGAAGAGGGGCUCAGACAAAAGCUCUGCCCAUAGCCAGGCAAAGAGUGUCCACUCCAGUGACACUUUAGGAGAAACCUCAGGGCAUUCUCACCAAAGUUUGGGGCUAGAGGGUAAGAAGUCCUCAGCGGCCAAGCCCAGACGCACUUCUCCUUCUGGAUCUCCAGACCCUGGUUCCUCCCCAGGAGCAGACCCUUCCAGUGAGCCUGUAAGAGGUGGUUCUCUGGGGGUAAAUAACGUGAAUACAGGUACCGCAGCUCGCAGUGGUAGAGCAGAAACCAGGACCACAGGUGAACUACAGUAUUCACCUGCUGUCCUACAGCAGCGUAUGGCAGCAGAGCUCCAGUACCUGGAGUCCGUUGAAGAGUCAGUCCGACAGCUGGGCGACGUGGAGAGGCUGAUGGGUGUGUCCAUGGCUCAGCAGGAGAGUGCGUCAUUGGCCCAAAUGCUCAAGGCCAAGCAGCAGCGGCAUGAGCGUGACCUCUAUGAGCUGAAGAUCAAGGCUGAGAGAGAAGCCCUGGAGACAAAGCUACAGCUGGAGCAAAACCGCCAGAGAGUGGCCAGGGCUCAUAUAGAACUGCAGGAGAGUUUGGCAGCGACUCAAAAAGAGACUUUGGAAGGCAUCCAGGAGGCGACUACCAAGAUGAUGAGUCAACAGGCUGAGGCAGCACGGUACACAGCCGACGCUGCCCGACACAUCAAGGAGAUGACAGACUUGGCGCGGUCGCAGAUGGCAGGAGCCUUGGUCGUCCCCCCUGUCGCCGCCGACUCCUCCAUGUCGGACCAGCAGGAAGAAGAGGAGAGCUCCUAUACAAGACAGCAACAGGAUAAAGCUGACUCUGACAGCUUCCCGAGUGAGGUGUCAAGCAGGAGGACCAGGCCAGACGAACCUCUGUCUUCGCUGAACAGCCUCAGUCACUCUGACUCUCUGUCCUUCAGAAGACCCAACAUCAGCGGGGCAGAUUCCAGCAGCCACCAUAGCCCGUCACACGUCUCUUCAGACCACAAAGAGCGGACGAAAAAAGAAGCGGUAGAGGGGAAAUGGAGGAAGGGGGGAGCUGAGGGGAGGACGGAGAGGGAAGCAGGCAGCAGCUCCAUCGAGGAGGAGGUUCCUACAGCAGCAAAUGACUCCCUCUGCAGUGACAGCAUCCCCUCUGUAUUGGAUGAGAAAGGAGACAGUACAUCAGUGGCAACAGAAUACUCUCUCAAGUUUGAUGAGUCCAUGACAGAGGACGAGAUAGAGGAGCGAUCAUUCCGCUCCCUGCUGCCAUCUGAGGCGCACCGCCGUGGAACUAUGGAGAAAAAGUCUCGCCACCACGAGGAAUCAGAGGAUGAUGGUGCCAGUCACAACACAACAUUAGCUCUCAGGGGCACACAAUAUCUUGAAGGUGAAAAGUCUCAAGAUGCAAACAUGGCCUUCUCUGGUGGACAGGAUAGCUUUUCCCAGUUCACCAUGGACAUGGUGCGUCAGUACAUGAAGGACGAGGAGGUGAGACUACAGCACCAGAGCUCUCUGCUGCGUCUUCGCCAGAAGGCUCUCAAAGAGAAGACGAGAACUGAGCUGGCCUGGCUGGAGCACCAGAAAAAGAGGCUGAGGGACAAGGGAGAGGAUGACAAAAUGCCACCAAUCAGGAAGAAGCAGAGGGGCCUUCUGAUGAAACUACAGCAGGAGCAGGCUGAGAUCAAGCGACUCCAGGAAGCAAACAAAGCAGCGAGGAAGGAAAGGCAGCUGUUACUGAAGCAGCAGGAGGAGAUUGAGCGGAUGAGAAACUCUACACUCAGACUGAAGGAGCGUCUCAAGUGUGCUGGGGGGGAAGCACCACCCGAGACUCCUGUGUCAGAAACACCCAUGUCAGAGCCAGCCUCCCCCGGCAUGAGACAUGCCGAUGAUAACCGCAGCCCCUCUCCCUCGCUUUCCAUCUCUGGAAGUGAGACAAGCAGCAUCAUGCAGAAGCUGAAGAAGAUGCGCACUCACAUGGAUGAGAAACACUGCUCUCCUGUCCACUACUUCUUCUCUGUGUUCACGGCCCAGCACUGGGCCUCCCUCAGUGUCUGUCUUCCCAACCUCCACCCUAAAUUCCAGCUCUUUAUCUACAACCAGUUGGUCAGGUUCCUGACCAAACGGGAGCAGCAGCUGAUGCAUAGACGUCGUCAUGCUGAGGAGCUGCUUCAGUGGAAACAGCGUCUGGACCAAGAGGAGGCGGAGGUCCGCAGGAUGGAGAAAGAGGCGCUGGCUGUCUGGGACCAGCAGACGUCUCGCGACAAAGAUCGUGACGAGUCAAAGAAUCAGAAAAACGAGAUCUCUGACAUUAGCCAUCGAAGCUCAGAGCCCAGAACUGACAGUGAGAAAGAGUAUGUGAGUGAGGGCGACUAUUCCUCAGUGACACCUGAGUCCAGCAUACACACAGAAGGAUUGGGGUCCCAGCAACCCAGAAGCCCCUCCUCAAAACCUGCGUCAGUUCCUGAAACACCUUUGGCCUCCGUGCAGAGCAGCCCUGCGAAUUACACCCAAGACUUCACUUCAGCUUCACCAUCACCUAGCAGACAAUCUGCCCAGUCUUCUGCAUUCAAAGGCAGCCACAGCCCUGCUGCCUCUCCUUCAGAUGGCAGCAGCAAAACCAAGAUGCAGCUUCGCUCCACCUCCUGGCCCGCCAACCAGGCCCGCACUCAGCCAACUGACUCCCCUAUGGCCACGCAGACUGAACCCAUUUCAGACCAGAGUGACAUAGAGAGUCGUAUCAAGGCCCUGAAGGAAGAACUCAGAAAACGAAAGUUUAUGGCCUACCAGCUGAAGAAAGAGCAGAAGAAGAGAAACAAGGAGCGCCUGAAAGCAAAGGAGGCCAGCCUGCUGAAGCAGCUGGAGACCUAUAACAACUUCAUAGAGAAAACUAAGGCAGAACUGAACAAGGAGCCAGACUCAACACCUGAUACAGAGACCCAGAUCAAGGAUUCCACAUCAGUCGCAGAGCAGUCCAGUAUCAUACCACCUUCUCACAGGUCUGAAAGCAGCCAAGUCUCUAACUUGGAAAGGACACAAACUGAUGCUUCAUUAAACCACAAUGCCCCUCCUCAAGUUGAUAAUAGUAGAUCCACCUCGGUGCCCUAUGAAUUAUCUGAUGACGACCCACCAACUGUCACUCCAACCCCAGUAUAUGGCAGUCCAGAGCAUCCAACCUUAGGACUGAGAAGCCGUCAGUCCACUGUUGAUAUUUUAAGACCUUCCUCCAAGGAAGGCAAGACACAAAUUAUUGAGUCUGGGGAUGAGAACAUAGUGUCUGAUCAAAGAUCUGAAAUUCAGGAAGAGCUUGAGGUGGAAGUAAGCUCCAGGUUGGAGGAUCAACACUCUGAACGUCUCCUCAAACUAGAAAAAGAAGACAGACCAGACUCGCAGGAGAAGCUGCCUACAUCUAAACAUGCCUCUUCUUCAGUGAGUGAAGAACAUCGAUAUUCUCCAUCUGAACCAAAGGAAACAUCCGAAGCAGAGGAUGCUGUAAAACCCACAGCUAAGUCACAUUCACCACAUCCAAGCUACAGCUCUUCAUCCAGUGAUCCCUCCUGCCUCCCUGACUCAGUCGGCCUCUCCUCAAAGAAGGAGGCACCUAUUAAAGAUGCUGAAGCCUCCUCUCCCUUGGCAGAUGGCUAUCAUGAUGACUUUGAGUCAUCAGCUGAUUCAUCACCCAGGGAGGACCAUCACAGUCCCAAGCCCGAGUCUCAAACCUUAGUUUCCUCGACUGAAAUCAGUUCACAAAAGGACUGCCCUAGCAGAGCUACUCCAUAUGACAGCCAAGAUGAGGAGGUAGAGGAGGAGAUAUCUGAGGAACUGAGUCAUCAUUCUGGCACAAGUGAACCUAGCCACCAAUCUGAGAGACUGCUUGAUCUCCACAUGCAGACAGAAGACUCCAAACAUGAUAAUAAGAGCAUUAAUUCCAGCCACUCACCACCCAUCUCUCCAUUGCAGACCUCCCUCUCUCCUGCUGUAGAUGAAAUGCCUAGUUUUAACAUUGGAGAUCGGGUUCUUGUUGGCAGUGUUCAGCCUGGUACUCUGAGAUUCAAAGGUCCAACCAGCUUCGCUAAUGGCUUCUGGGCUGGUGUGGAGUUAGAUAAGUCAGAAGGGAGCAACAACGGCACUUACGAUGGAGUGGUAUACUUUAUGUGUGACGACUGCCACGGUAUCUUUGCCCCUCCAGACAAAAUCACACACCUCCCAGACAAGUUUGAGAUCUUCACAGACACCACGGAAGACGAGGACUCGUUCUUUGACGAUCUGUCAGAUAAAGGCGGGGAAAAAAGUAAAACAGAUGAGAAUAAAAACAGACAGAAUCAAGGAAAUCUUAAGAAUAAAAAUGAAGAGACAUCUCAUGAGGACUUUGGAUCUGGAGAUAAAAAGAUUACAGAUGAUUCUCCUCACAAGAACCAGACCUCACUGAAGGCCAGAUCCCACAUCAAUUCACAGCAUCACAAAGAAUCAGAGCAUCCCAUUUCGAAUGGCAACAGUCGGGACAUAAUGUUGGAGCUUGACAAUGCACCAACCACUCUCCUCAUCUCUGACAUGGACAAGUUUGGCCUAGGGAAGCAGAAUCAGAAGGAGGUCACGACCCUUGUUGAGAGAGAAGACAUAGACUCACAGCACCAGUUUACUCCUGCUGAUCUCACCACAGACAUCAGGGAUGUAAAGGCAGAAGAGAAGGUCACAGAUUCACUGGACACAUUUGCAGACAAGCUCUUCAGCAACUUUGUGAAAGACACUGUGAAGCAGUUUGCUGAAAUUAAAAAGGCUAAAGAGAAGAAGAUAGAGGCUGCCAAUCAGAUGAAUGGGGAUCUUUUUGGUGAAAAUAUUGAAGAAGAGGAGUGGAUCUCUUCAGUGGAACAAAAAGAUGGUCUGCCUUUCUUCUUACCUGUAGAAAAAGAGGAGCUGUCUUCUCCAGAGCUGUGUAACCGACCGGAGAGUCCAGUGUUGGGAGCCAGCGGUCAAGAGGAGCUCGCCAAGCGACUGGCAGAGCUGGAACUGAGCCGCGAACUGCUGGAUGAGUUAGGUGACGAUCAGGACUGGUUUGAUGAGGACUUUGGUCUCAGUUCCCGUAGGGAACAGCAGAGGCUUAAACAAAAGCAGAGAGAGGAAGAGGAAGAGGCAAGGCUAGGGGGAGGAGUGCUGGGAAAGUCUGGCUCAUCAGCCGGAGCUGCUAUGGGGGGGCUGGUCUCAUCAUCAGGUGGAGAACAGCAGGUAAAGACUCCGCCUAGACCCGAGCUUCCUCUUCCCCUGCCUCCUAAACUACCUGAGCAGCCCGCCAUGGUGGUGCCCCACUCAGCUGCAGAGGUGGAGAAGAUGGUCCACGCUGCCACUCAGGAGAUCUGGGAGAGCUGUGGGCUGGGGAAGGGGGGAACAGUGACUCUUACACGCCUGCCAAAACCCAAACCUUCACAAGAGUAUUUGGGUGAAGAGGCCAACAGCCAAGACCAGGAGGCCCUCUCCAUCCGCAGCUACAGAAAGGGUGUGUAUGACCUGACAUGGGAGAUGCUUCAGGAGAUCUAUGCUGAAGACCCCAAUGCUGAUCAGCCUCAGUGGGUCAAACCACGGCGAAUCAAGGCCUCCUUGUUCCACAGAGUUAAGUCACCUGGAAACGUCACCAAAAUCCAGGAGUUCAUCACAGCAGAAGUGCUGAAACUGUACGGCCUCACAAAGGAUCACAACCAGAAGACCGACUGGCAGAGGAUGCUCAAAUUUGGUAGAAAGAAGCGGGACAGAGUCGAUCACAUACUGGUGCAGGAACUCCACGAGGAGGAGGCCCAGUGGGUCAACUACGACGAGGACGAGCUGUUCGUCAAGAUGCAGCUGGCAGACAGCAUCUUUGACGCGUUGCUCAAGGACACUGCAAACGUGCUGACGCUAAUCUAUGACAAGAGGGCCAAAAAAGACGGUCCCUCCUGACAGCUUCCCUGCUUAGAUUUUAAACUACAACCUCUAGCUCAAUCCCAGUCUGCCCUCACUCCAGUGAGCUCCAGCCAACCUACCGCCGCUUGGUCUUCCACCAGCUGACGUGCCAGCAGCGACCCUCAGAUGCCUUUGAUCCCUGCAUUACCUCUCGGCUAAACUACUCCUACUUGUUUCUGUGACAUUACUUUGCUGAAUUUGCUUCAGCUAACUGUAGUGGUUACACAAUUUGUUUUUACACACAAAACGCCUCUUGAGCAAUCCUUAAACCUUAACCCCAUCUCGUCUCAGUUCUCACCUCCUGGACUGGUCCUUUUCUAAAUAACCAGUUGGAGAAUGAGCAGAUGUUUUGAUAGGAUGGUCUGUGCCAUUUGUUAGCAUUUAAAAUCAGUUAAUGCUGCUAAGUUAAUUGUUCCACAGGGGACUAAAAUAUAAAACCCACCUGGAACAAAAGUAGGUUGUUAUAUAUUGUUUUGAAUCCUAAAUAUAUAUUUAGAUUCAAAAAUUCUAAUAGCAGAUAAAAUAUAUAGUGAAGUCUGUAAGUGAUUUGACAGUGACACUUUUUUUAUUGUUUUGACUUUGUAAUCCAGCACAUUGAAUUACACAGCAACUAUGAGGUUGAAUUGGCAACUUUUAUUUUUAAUUUCAGGUUGUUUUUUGCAUCAGUAUUGUUUGAAGUGUAGCCUUUUAUACAUACUUCCCCAUUUUAGGGAACUGUAAGCUUGCCUUAAAUCAAAACUGUUUUCAGGGACUUUUUACUGUUCAGCCUGGACUUCAGUGAGUGAGAUGUUUCAGUUGGACUGAGGUCAGGUGACAUCUGCAACUUAGUCAAAAACAUUUGACUGUGUAGCCCUAAAAGCUGCUUGUCCAUUUUGGCUAUAUGUUUAACAUCACUGUCCUGCUGCAUAACCUUUAAUUUGGGGAACGAUGUAUGAAAAAAAAUCCCAACACUGUUCACCUAAUAAGGAGAUGAACUCCUUUAAAGUUCAGUCAGCACUCUAACUUCAUAAUCACUGCUGAAUCUCAAACCCAGUGUGCUGGAGGACAGCUAAGACGAUAAAAAUGUGUCACUCAUAUAGUACUUUCAGACCACACUGUGUCUGAACUUCACUGAGUUCAGAUAUUGUAAGAAACAUUUUUCCUCCUUAAUUAUAUUAUUUAUUGUGAGAAAAUGUUUAAUUAAAGGAGAAAGGAACAUUGGGAAUUGUAAAUGAUCUUGUCGACAUAUAGAUAAAAGAAACUUUUAACAUUGUGUAAAGAAAAUUUAAUGGAAUUGUAAAAGCACAAACAGAAAUGUGAAUGUGAAUACGGCAAUACAUUAUGUAGGAGGUUUAAAGAACGCUGUCGAAAUCAGAAAAAAACACAUGGGGAAAUCUGUUUUAAUAUUUAAAGGUUGUACUGUUAAGAAUUAAACUGUAUGAUUUUGUUGUGGCCACAACUUUCAGUUUGGUCAAUACAAUCGUUGUGUACCACUUCCAUACUAUAUGUUCAUAUUUUGAAACAUACACUAUGUACCAGUGUGAACAGGUUGAACACAAAUCUCACCUACUCUAGGGAAAUAGUCAUCCAGUGAUUUGUUGUUUAUUAUUUUUGUGUUGUUAUUGAAACUGUAGCCACCCAUUAACAGUGUUUUAAUUUUUUUGUUCUCACUGCCACUAGCUCCUCAGUUUUUUUUUUCUUUUUUGUUUCUUUUUUUGUUUGCAUUUGCCACAUUGUGGGACAUAAGUGUCCAUCGGUGUCACUCUAGGAAAUUCAGUGUGCAUGUUGUCAUUUUUAAGAUUUAAUCUGUUUGUGUGAGCACACUACAAACUCAAAACAUACUUUAGUAUGCAGUAUGGAAGUGGGAUGCUAAAAAUCACAUUAUAGGACAGUUCUGAAAUGCUGAAUUUGAGCCUUACUUAUUCUACAGUCCAUUUACUUUCUGUGUACUGAGAAGACACCCGUAGCUGUCUUGUUUCGUCAUCAAUUAUCCUGAAACAAGUUUCUGUAACUGAACAUUGUUGAGGCCCCCCCCCCCCCCCAAAAAAAAAAAAACAUUGUGUAGCAGCGUGGCUCAGUGCUCCACUUGCAGCUGUGAAACAUCUGGCUUUCACAGCAAUCAACAAGUUGAGACCAGCCAUCAGAAUGUAGCCAGACAGCAGAGGUCGUCUUUCUCGAUGUUCGGUUUAAGUGCCUCUUUAAGUUGGUCGUAACAAACUUUGUUGAUGUGUCUGUAUCCUUUGGACCUAUUUUCUUUGAAUGUCUCUUUUCAACUGCUGUAUACUACCAUUUUGUAAAUGAUCCUUGAAUGACUGCUCUUCCUUCUAACCGGUUUACCAAUACUUCAUUUCCUGCCUUAUCAGUCUCUCUGUAUCAAAGGAUAGAGUAGCAGAGGAAGUUUUUUUUAUAUCUUCUCAUUUUCCUGUGCCUCGGCUCUGAGGAAGUGUUUGUGAUGCUAACAGAACAGCUGACUCACUCUAAAGGUUACCUGCCCCUUGUCCAUGUCAAACCCACACAUCUGUGUAUAUAGACACAGUUUAGUCAUUUUAUUGAUAAACUGUAUCAGGAACUAGUUUGUGGACACUCCACACACACACACACACACACACACACACACACACCACACACACACACACACACACAAUGGCGCCAGCCUACAGGCUGCACAGAGUGAGUCACUGAGCUGAUGAGACUGAGCACGUAGGACUGUAUCCAAGGGCUUAUUCUGGUCCUCACCAUCAGCGCUGCUUUGAUCCUACAAACUGUGUACAAAUGCUUUGUGGCAUGUGUGACAGAGCUCGUUCAUUCUUACUGACUGUUUGGAGCUAAAGUGACCUUAAACUGAGUUCUUAAUGGGGUUUUUUCUUUCUACUGUCAUUGUUUUAACUGUCGGUAAGGUGUAUGUUCAAACUGUAAAUUAUAUAAUGUAGAAAAAGACCAAAAACAUUUGAUACCAAUUUCUCCAUGCUGUAUGACUUGUAUGUCUGGUCUGUAGGCAUAUGUAACUGUAAUGGUGACUUGAUCAGUAUCUUAGAAAUAUUUUCUGCAAGGCUUUAUUGCAACCCCUCUAGGAUUGUCCUUUGAAUUGAUUGUAUGUUGGAGGAAGUUAAGUUCUCCUCUGUAACUAUGCAGUACUUGGUCUUAUGCAUUGUUUUAUAUGUAUGGACCAAACAGCUUAGACUUCUGCUUUUAGUCCGUAGAUUAAAUAAAUCAUCAAGAAGCUUGAAACCUUUCGGUGUAGGAUGGAGCUGCUUCUCUUCACGAGGAGACGGAGCAGCUUUACCUUUAAAGAAAGUGCGUAGUUUGAUCCUGUUAACCGAAUUAAAGCAUAGGCACAAAAGAUUUGAUUAUCAAAUUUACCCAGUCAAGCUCGAUUUCCCUCUUCAUCUUUUGAAAUGUUUAUUAAUAUUUAUAAUAAUGUGCUGUGAGUGUGCGCUAAGUGCACUUGAAGACUUGUACAAUUCUUUUAUGGGUGUAAAUAUACUGUCUAUCCAAUCUGACCCGCUGUUACCGUAACCUGAACAAUUGUUGUAAAAUAAACACUGUUUACUUUGCAAAUAUGUACAUAGUAUAUAUUUGUUAACUAAAUGAAUUUUGAAAUUGUAAAUAAAGCUUUCAUUGUUCCUAAAGGAAUAUACUGUUCA
Molecule: messenger RNA, 13607 nt
Organism: Lates calcarifer (barramundi perch)
Lineage: Eukaryota; Metazoa; Chordata; Actinopteri; Centropomidae
Gene: cep350
Product: centrosomal protein 350
Biological process (GO): microtubule anchoring
Cellular component (GO): centrosome
Molecular function (GO): microtubule binding
Source: RefSeq, a predicted model, not a curated record